Messenger RNA from Botrytis deweyae, 1656 nucleotides. RefSeq lists its product as uncharacterized. The transcript is spliced from 6 exons. The record is from RefSeq and is a predicted model, not a curated record. Lineage: Eukaryota; Fungi; Ascomycota; Leotiomycetes; Helotiales; Sclerotiniaceae. The coding region runs from base 1 to 1656 and encodes 551 amino acids.
AUGGCAUCAAAAGCUUCAGCAGGAGUUACAAAGUGGCAGGAUAUAGCAAGCGAGGUCCAAAAGCAUCGAGAUGCUACAAUCGCCAAAGUUGAGCCUGCCAUUGUCGAAAUUACUGAAAAACUACCUCGUCGAGUAAUUUCACUUCCCCGAAAGUACUUGAGCCCAGAAGAGAUUACGAUAACUGAAGACUCAGUCGAGGAACUAUUGGCUUCUCUUGCUACUGGAAGGCUUAGUUCCUUGGCUGUCACGAAAGCCUUUCUUCGACGUGCUGCGAUUGCUCAGAAAUUGGUAAACUGCGUCUAUGAACUCCUCCCUGAGCGAGCAAUUACACGGGCAAAAGAACUUGAUGAGCACUUUGCUAAGAAUGGCCCAAUCGGACCACUUCAUGGUCUUCCAAUAAGUGUGAAGGCACACAUUGGUAUGAAAGAUUUGGAUAACACUUGUGGAAUGGUUGGUUGGGUUGGCCGCAAGAGUAACGAUGAUGCGAAUAUCUUGAAGAUUCUUUUGGCUGCUGGUGCAGUACUAUACGUGCGAACCAAUGAGCCGCAAGCUCUGAUGAUGUUGGAAACUGAAAAUAAUAUAAUUGGUCGUACUACUAAUCCUCACAAUACAGCACUGUCGCCAGGUGGAUCGUCAGGCGGUGAAUCCGCCCUCUUAGCUCUUAACGGGAGUUUGCUUGGAAUUGGAUCGGACAUUGGUGGCAGCAUCAGAUCUCCUUCAGUUCAAUGUGGACUUUAUGGCUUACGUCCAACGAACUUUCGUCUUCCAUUUGUAGGACUUGCAUCUCUCAGUAUGGGAUCCGAUACCAUCGCUGGUACCGUUGGUCCUAUGUGUCGAUCACUUGAAGGUAUCGAUCUUUUCAUGAAAGUCGCUUUAGACUCGAAACCUUGGAUCAGUGAUCUCAGUUUACAUCAAAAGCCAUGGACAACGGGACAAACAUCCACAAAUAAACUUACCAUUGGAGUUAUGUGGGAUGAUGGUAUUGUAAAACCUUCACCACCGCUGACUAGAGCAUUGAAUGAAGUGGUCGAAAAAUUGAGAAAAGUUCCCGGAGUUGAGAUCAUUGAAUGGAAACCUUACCAGCAUGAUAAGGCACUAAGAAUUCUGACCAAACUCUAUGCGCCUGAUGGUGGAAAAGUCUUCACAGAUACAUUGGCUCUUUCUGGAGAGCCAGGUAUCCCUCUGGUCAACGACAAUUUAAAAGACUCUCCAGGGAUUCAGAAUCUAACUCAUCAAGAAUUAUGGGACUGGAGCAUGCAACGGAAUACAUUUCAAUACUUGUACUUACAGGAAUGGAAUACCGUAGCACCAGAAAUGGAUCUCAUUCUUUGCCCAGCGGGUCCGCAUCCAGCUCCUCCUCACGGUACAUCAAAACAUAUAGGCUACACAGCUAUAUGGAACCUACUCGAUUAUCCAGCUAUUGUAUUUCCUGUCACAAAGGUCAAUCCCGACAUUGACGUUAAGGAUGGAAACUAUAAGCCAAGAAAUGAUUUGGAUAAAUGGUAUCAUGAUCAUUAUAAUGCUGAAGAGCAGAUUGAUGCACCUGUUGGUCUCCAACUCGUAGCUAAGAAGUUGGAAGAUGAAAAAGUAGUGGACGUGAUGAGAUUUAUUAAAGAGAAGAUUGGAGUUCCGUUUGUAGACUGUUUUCAGGAUUGA